This is a messenger RNA of Eremomyces bilateralis CBS 781.70, 949 nucleotides long. RefSeq lists its product as uncharacterized. The record is from RefSeq and is a predicted model, not a curated record. The coding region runs from base 1 to 849 and encodes 282 amino acids. The transcript has 3 exons. Lineage: Eukaryota; Fungi; Ascomycota; Dothideomycetes; Eremomycetales; Eremomycetaceae.
AUGUUCCCGCAUGGAGUACAGAAUCCUCAUGAGUACUACCAUACCUUUGGCGAUCCCGCAGGAUUUACUGAUAGCGACGCAACCUGGGAACAAUUCUUAUCGGCUUGUAUAGCGAAUUUGGACAAUUGCCCCUUUUCAAAGUAUGCUAGUGAUACCGCCGAUUUAGAAAAGAUAUUGGAUGAUCUCUUCGACGACAUCAAGUACAAUCCAAUACCUAUUGGGACAGAGUUCAUCGUGGACUACACCAUGGUCAAAUCCUUUACCUGGGGAAAACUUUACUACCCAAAGCAGUAUACCCUCCUCGUCGCUGCACUCGAGGCCGUCCUCACCCGCAAUGUGACGACGCUCGCGCUGGCGCUUUCCGCCCAACAUGGUUCGGCGGAACCGGCGGUUGCCAACGCAUCCCCCGAGGCCCAACAAGGGAUCAAAUGCGGCGACAAGUUCCUGCGGUCCGACGACGUCGGGCCCCUGGAGGCCUCGCUCCGAGACGAGAUCUAUAAGGCCAGUGCCCGGUUUGGGGACGCCGCAACCCUGGACAUGACAGGGUGCGCCCGCUGGGACUUCGAAGCCAAGGAGCGCUACGACGGCGACUUCCAGGUCAAGACCAGUUAUCCUGCGCUCAUCAUUGGCAAUACCUGGGACCCAGUGACGCCUAUCAAGUCUGCCUUUAACAUCAGCAGCGGAUUCGAGGGAAGCGUCGUGCUGCGACACAAUGGGCACGGUCACAUGUCGAUUGCGCAGAUCUCAUCAUGUACGUCGAAGUACAUUGCGGAUUACUUUAUCAACGGCACACUGCCUGCGCUGGAUACUUCCUGCGAGCCUGAUACCCCGCUGUUUGCAAUGCCAUGAAGGAGGCGUUGUUCUGCUGUUGAAGACACGGUCGCUCUGUUUGCAAUUCGAUAUCACGAAUUAUAGACGGGUAGCUAGACGAGCUUGAUAAUAGUAAUUC